AUGGCAACAGUGAACUGUUCGAAUUCAGAGGCCCUUGGUAUGCAGGACGGAACAAUCCCUAAUGAUCACAUCACGGCGUCCAGCGGGGAUGGCUGUUGUCUUGCCUGGAUGGCACGCCUCCACAAUAAUAUUGCAUGGGUACCACUGAAAUGCUUGGAUGCCUGGAUCGAGGUGGACCUCCUUCAGAGUACAGUGGUGUCUGGGGUCACCACACAAGGAUGGCAGAAAUCCACACGCAGUUCGUUGGUAACAACGAAGUACAAGGUGGCAUAUAAGAAGCAGCCCUCAUAUGAAUCUGAACGUGUCAAAGAUGUGAACGGAGACAUCAAGGUGUUCGUCGGUAACACAAAUAGCAACACCCGGUCACUCGCCUGUUCGAUGAGAGUGUGGUGGCGACGGUUAUAUACAUCGAGCCUUCUGAAUGUCCGAAUUGGUAGGCCGACCGUGCCAUUGAUGGAUUUGAAAUGUGACUUCGAUUCCUACAACCUAUGUCGAUUCAACAACAGCCAGAACGAUGACUUCGAUUGGACACUCGAUAACGGUGGCACACCCAGCUCAGGCACUGGGCCUAAUGCAGACCACACUCUAGGAACUUCAAAUGGUGUCUACAUCUACACUGAAGCAUCGAUUCCAAGACUUCCAUCCGAUAAAGCUCGACUAGACAGCCCCAAAGCCAUUGCACCUGCCACUGGUGCGUGUGUCAGAUUUUGGUACCACAUGUACGGAACAGGCAUGGGAUCAUUGACGGUCUACACAGGUGAUGGUCAAGGUGGUCUUGGCCCUGCCCGCUGGUCAGCGAAUGGUACCUCUGGUAACAAGUGGUUCGACGCAUCAAUAGAUAUUGACCCUGGGGUUGAAUUUCAGGUGUCUUUUGUGGGUGAAUGUGGAAGUGAUUUUACAAGUGACAUAGCUAUUGAUGACAUCAGCGUUCAUGAAGAAAAAUGUAGACCGACCGUGCCAUUGAUGGAUUUGAAAUGUGACUUCGAUUCCUACAACCUAUGUCGAUUCAACAACAGCCAGAACGAUGACUUCGAUUGGACACUCGAUAACGGUGGCACACCCAGCUCAGGCACUGGGCCUAAUGCAGACCACACUCUAGGAACUUCAAAUGGUGUCUACAUCUACACUGAAGCAUCGAGUCCAAGACUUCCAUCCGAUAAAGCUCGACUAGACAGCCCCAAAGCCAUUGCACCUGCCACUGGUGCGUGUGUCAGAUUUUGGUACCACAUGUACGGGACAGGCAUGGGAUCAUUGACGGUAUACACAGGUGAUGGUCAAGGUGGUCUUGGCCCUGCCCGCUGGUCAGCGAAUGGUACCUCUGGUAACACGUGGUUGGAAGCAGCAAUAGAUAUUGCUCCUGGGAUUGAAAUUCAGGUUUCUUUUGUUGGUGAACGCGGAAAUGAUUUCACAGGUGACAUGGCUGUUGAUGACAUCAGCGUUGAUGAAGGCCAAUGUAACCCAACUGUGCCAUUGCCAGUCUUGAAUUGUGACUUCAAUUCCAACAACCUUUGUCAAUUCAUAAACAACCAGAACGAUGACUUUGAUUGGACACUCAAUGACGGCAACACCCCAAGCACAGAUACUGGGCCUGACUCAGACCACUCUACAACAAAUUCAAGUGGUUUCUACAUCUACACUGAAGCAUCGAGUCCAAGACUUCCAUCCGAUAAAGCUCGACUAGACAGCCCCAAAGCCAUUGCACCUGCCACUGGUGCGUGUGUAAGAUUUUGGUACCACAUGUACGGGGCAGACAUGGGAUCAUUGACGGUAUACACAGGUGAUGGCCAAGGUGGUCUUGGCCCUGCCUGCUGGUCAGCAAGUGGUAAUGCUAGUAACAAGUGGUUCGACGCAUCAAUAGAUAUUGACCCUGGGGUUGAAUAUCAGGUGUCUUUUGUGGGUGAACGUGGAAGUGAUUUUACAAGUGACAUAGCUAUUGAUGACAUCAGCUUUCAUGAAGAAAAAUGUAGGCCGACCGUGCCAUUGAUGGAUUUGAAAUGUGACUUCGAUUCCUACAACCUUUGUCAAUUCAACAACAGCCAGAAUGAUGACUUCGAUUGGACACUGGAUAGCGGUGGCACCGGCAGCUCAGGCACUGGGCCUAAUGCAGACCACACUCUAGGAACUUCAAAUGGUGUCUACAUCUACACUGAAGCAUCGAGUCCAAGACUUCCAUCCGAUAAAGCUCGACUAGACAGCCCCAAAGCCAUUGCACCUGCCACUGGUGCGUGUGUCAGAUUUUGGUACCACAUGUACGGGGCAAACAUGGGAUCAUUGACGGUAUACACAGGUGAUGGUCAAGGUGGUCUUGGCCCUGCCCGUUGGUCAGCGAAUGGUACAUCUGGUAACAAGUGGUUGGACGCAGCAAUAGAUAUUGCUCCUGGGAUUGAAGUUCAGGUUUCUUUUGUUGGUGAACGCGGAAAUGAUUUCACAGGUGACAUGGCUGUGGAUGACAUCAGCGUUGAUGAAGGCCAAUGUAACCCAACCGCGCCAUUGCCAGUCUUGAAUUGUGACUUCAAUUCCAACAACCUUUGUCAAUUCAUAAACAACCAGAACGAUGACUUUGAUUGGACACUCAAUAACGGCAACACCCCAAGCACAGAUACUGGGCCUGACUCAGACCACUCUACAACAAAUUCAAGUGGUUUCUACAUCUACACUGAAGCAUCGAGCCCAAGACUUCCAUCCGAUAAAGCUCGACUAGACAGCCCGAAAGCCAUUGCACCUGCCACUGGUGCGUGUGUAAGAUUUUGGUACCACAUGUACGGGGCAGACAUGGGAUCAUUGACGGUAUACACAGGUGAUGGCCAAGGUGGUCUUGGCCAUGCCCGCUGGUCAGCAAGUGGUAAUGCUAGUAACAAGUGGUUCGACGCAUCAAUAGAUAUUGACCCUGGGGUUGAAUAUCAGGUGUCUUUUGUGGGUGAACGUGGAAGUGAUUUUACAAGUGACAUAGCUAUUGAUGACAUCAGCGUUCAUGAAGAAAAAUGUGGGCCGACCGUGCCAUUGAUGGAUUUGAAAUGUGACUUCGAUUCCUACAACCUAUGUCAAUUCAACAACAGCCAGAAUGAUGACUUCGAUUGGACACUGGAUAGCGGUGGCACCGGCAGCUCAGGCACUGGGCCUAAUGCAGACCACACUCUAGGAACUUCAAAUGGUGUCUACAUCUACACUGAAGCAUCGAGUCCAAGACUUCCAUCCGAUAAAGCUCGACUAGACAGCCCCAAAGCCAUUGCACCUGCCACUGGUGCGUGUGUCAGAUUUUGGUACCACAUGUACGGGGCAGACAUGGGAUCAUUGACGGUAUACACAGGUGAUGGUCAAGGUGGUCUUGGCCCUGCCCGUUGGUCAGCGAAUGGUACCUCUGGUAACAAGUGGUUGGACGCAGCAAUAGAUAUUGCUCCUGGGAUUGAAGUUCAGGUUUCUUUUGUUGGUGAACGCGGAAAUGAUUACAAAGGUGACAUGGCUGUUGAUGACAUCAGCGUUGAUGAAGGCCAAUGUAACCCAACCGUGCCAUUGCCAGUCGUCUUGAAUUGUGACUUCAAUUCCAACAACCUUUGUCAAUUCAUAAACAACCAGAACGAUGACUUUGAUUGGACACUCAAUAACGGCAACACCCCAAGCACAGAUACUGGGCCUGACUCAGACCACUCUACAACAAAUUCAAGUGGUUUCUACAUCUACACUGAAGCAUCGAGCCCAAGACUUCCAUCCGAUAAAGCUCGACUAGACAGCCCGAAAGCCAUUGCACCUGCCACUGGUGCGUGUGUAAGAUUUUGGUACCACAUGUACGGGGCAGACAUGGGAUCAUUGACGGUAUACACAGGUGAUGGUCAAGGUGGUCUUGGCCCUGCCCGCUGGUCAGCAAGUGGUAAUGCUAGUAACAAGUGGUUCGACGCAUCAAUAGAUAUUGACCCUGGGGUUGAAUAUCAGGUGUCUUUUGUGGGUGAACGUGGAAGUGAUUUUACAAGUGACAUAGCUAUUGAUGACAUCAGCGUUCAUGAAGAAAAAUGUAGUGGGCCGACCGUGCCAUUGAUGGAUUUGAAAUGUGACUUCGAUUCCUACAACCUAUGUCAAUUCAACAACAGCCAGAAUGAUGACUUCGAUUGGACACUGGAUAGCGGUGGCACCGGCAGCUCAGGCACUGGGCCUAAUGCAGACCACACUCUAGGAACUUCAAAUGGUGUCUACAUCUACACUGAAGCAUCGAGUCCAAGACUUCCAUCCGAUAAAGCUCGACUAGACAGCCCCAAAGCCAUUGCACCUGCCACUGGUGCGUGUGUCAGAUUUUGGUACCACAUGUACGGGGCAGACAUGGGAUCAUUGACGGUAUACACAGGUGAUGGUCAAGGUGGUCUUGGCCCUGCCUGUUGGUCAGCGAAUGGUACCUCUGGUAACAAGUGGUUGGACGCAGCAAUAGAUAUUGCUCCUGGGAUUGAAGUUCAGGUUUCUUUUGUUGGUGAACGCGGAAAUGAUUACAAAGGUGACAUGGCUGUUGAUGACAUCAGCGUUGAUGAAGGCCAAUGUAACCCAACCGUGCCAUUGCCAGCCUUGAAUUGUGACUUCGAUUCAAACAACCUUUGUCAAUUCAUAAACAGUAAGAAUGAUGACUUUGAUUGGACACUCUAUAAGGACACCACCCCAAGCGUAGACACUGGGCCUGACGCAGACCACACUACACGAAAUUCAAGUGGUUUCUACAUCUACACUGAAGCAUCUGCUCCCAGAGUUGCAUUCCAUAAAGCUCGACUAGACAGCCCCAAAGCCAUUGCACCUGCCACUGGUGCGUGUGUCAGAUUUUGGUACCACAUGUUCGGGGUAGACGUGGGAUCAUUGACGGUAUACACAGGUGAUGGUCAAGGUGGUCUUGGCCCUGCCCGCUGGUCAGCGAAUAGUAACUCUGGUAAACUGUGGAUCGAGACAGCAAUAGAUAUUGCCUCUGGGGUUGAUUUCCAGGUGUCUUUUGUGGGCGUACGUGGAAGUGACGACAAGGGUGACAUUGCUAUUGAUGACAUCAGCUAUCAUGAAGAAAAAUGUAGGCCGACCGUGCCAUUGAUGGAUUUGAAAUGUGACUUCGAUUCCUACAACCUAUGUCAAUUCAGCAACAGCCAGAACGAUGACUUUGAUUGGACUCUCAAUCGCGGUGGCACCCCCAGCUUAGACACUGGGCCUAUUGCAGACCACACUCUAGGAACUUCAAAUGGUUUCUACAUCUACACUGAGACAUCUGAUCCCAGAGUUGCAUCCGAUAAAGCUCGACUAGACAGCCCCAAAGCAAUUGCACCUGCCACUGGUGCGUGUGUCAGAUUUUGGUACCACAUGUACGGGGCAGACAUGGGAUCAUUGACGGUAUACACAGGUGAUGGUCAAGGUGGUCUUGGCCCCGCCCGCUGGUCAGCAAAUGGUACCUCUGGUAACAAGUGGUUGGACGCAGCAAUAUAUAUUGCUUCUGGGAUGGAAGUUCGGGUUUCUUUUGUUGGUGAACGCGGAAAUGAUUACAGAGGUGACAUGGCUGUUGAUGACAUCAGCGUUGAUGAAGGCCCUUGUAACCCAACUGUGCCAUUGCCAGCCUUGAAUUGUGACUUCAAUUCCAACAAUCUUUGUCAAUUCAUAAACAACCAAAAAGAUGACUUUGAUUGGACACUCAAUAACGGCUACACCCCAAGCUCAGAUACCGGGCCUGACUCAGACCACUCUACAACAAAUUCAAGUGGUUUCUACAUCUUCACUGAAGCAUCGAGUCCAAGAUUUCCAUCCGAUAAAGCUCGACUAGACAGCCCCAAAGCAAUUGCACCUGCCACUGGUGCGUGUGUCAGAUUUUGGUACCACAUGUACGGGGCACACAUGGGAUCAUUGACGGUAUACACAGGUGAUGGUCAAGGUGGUCUUGGCCCUGCCCGCUGGUCAGCAAGUGGUAACGCUAGUAACAACUGGUUCGACGCAUCAAUAGAUAUUGACCCUGGGAUUGAAUUUCAGGUGUCUUUUAUGGGUGAACGUGGAAGUGAUUUUACAAGUGACAUAGCUAUUGAUGACAUCAGCGUCCAUGAAGAAAUAUGUGGGCCGACCGUGCCAUUGAUGGAUUUGAAAUGUGACUUCGAUUCCUACAACCUAUGUCAAUUCAACAACAGCCAGAAUGAUGACUUCGAUUGGACACUCGAUAGCGGUGGCACCUCCAGCUCAAGCACUGGGCCCAAUGCAGACCACACUCAAGGAAAUUCAAAUGGUGUCUACAUCUACACUGAAGCAUCGAGUCCAAGACUUCCAUCCGAUAAAGCUCGACUAGACAGCCCCAAAGCCAUUGCACCUGCCACUGGUGCGUGUGUCAGAUUUUGGUACCACAUGUACGGGACAGGCAUGGGAUCAUUGACGGUCUACACAGGUGAUGGUCAAGGUGGUCUUGGCCCUGCCCGCUGGUCAGCGAGUGAUAACUACGGAAACAAGUGGUUGGACGCAUCAAUAGAUAUUGCCUCUGGGCUCGAAUUUCGGGUGAUUUUCAUUGGCGAACGUGGAAGUGAUUACCAUGGUGACAUGGCACUUGAUGACAUCAGCGUUGAUGAAGGAAAAUGUGGUGUGUAA
Molecule: messenger RNA, 6570 nt
Organism: Patiria miniata (bat star)
Lineage: Eukaryota; Metazoa; Echinodermata; Asteroidea; Valvatida; Asterinidae
Product: MAM and LDL-receptor class A domain-containing protein 1-like
Exons: 40
Coding region: 1-6570 (2189 amino acids)
Cellular component (GO): membrane
Source: RefSeq, a predicted model, not a curated record